Struthio camelus australis is the source of this 4018-nucleotide messenger RNA. Lineage: Eukaryota; Metazoa; Chordata; Aves; Struthioniformes; Struthionidae. The record is from RefSeq and is a predicted model, not a curated record.
AUGCCUGCUCUGGAGGUCCCAGUUGAAGCACAGAACUGCGUGCAAGCUCCUUUGGUUCCAGCCCUGGAGGUUGAUGGCAGGGGUGGGGGAAACAGUAGUGAGGCAGAAGAACUGGAAGAGCUCCUUCAGGUCCGGUGUCCCCGGAUCCCCUGCAGGCAGGAUGGAGGCCUUCCAGGCCGCCUGGUGCCUGCUUGUCUGUGCACCUCAGAGCCGGGUUGUUCUUCUCUUCUAGAUUAUUUAUGCAAACCAGAAGACAACAUUUACAACAUUGACUUUACCAGGUUCAAGAUCCGGGACCUUGAAACUGGAACAGUGCUUUUUGAAAUUGCAAAGCCAUCUGCUUCAGAGCAAGAUGAAGAGGACGAAGAUGACAACAGUGAGCUAGAUGCCAGUGCAGGCCGCUUUGUUCGUUACCAGUUCACCCCGGCGUUUCUCCGUCUUCGGACUGUUGGUGCAACAGUGGAAUUCACAGUGGGAGAAAAGCCAGUGUCAAACUUUCGAAUGAUUGAGAGACAUUACUUCCGAGAUCGCUUACUGAAGAACUUUGACUUUGAUUUUGGGUUCUGCAUCCCCAGUAGCAGGAACACAUGCGAACACAUCUAUGAAUUUCCUCAGCUCUCAGAAGACCUUAUCCGUCUGAUGGUUGAAAAUCCAUACGAGACUCGCUCAGACAGCUUUUACUUUGUGGACAACAAGUUGAUCAUGCACAACAAGGCCGACUAUGCUUACAAUGGAGGACAGUAACUGUUAUAUGUCCACUGGAUGCUGUGCUACUGCUAACCGUUCCGGAUGGCCAGGAGGGGACCGGAGUUACUGUCUCAUGCAGCAAGGCAUCUUGCCAAACCUUUUCUCCUUGCAUGAGACUGAAGAAAAGAAGGCAGCUCAUGAAAGUAAAGGAAAUCUCCCUAUAACACUUCCCUAUCCGACAUUCCUAUGUACCUUGCCUCUGUCUUUCUCCGUUCCUGGUUACCUUCUGGUACCUUGGUUAGGUUAUGGAUCGGAGGCUCUGUUAGAAGAUUAUUGCUGUUACUUUUUCUUAUAGUUAGGUUGCACUUUUAGUGCUUCUGAUGUUUCACCGAUUGGGUGACUGACUACCCUCUUACAAGAGGUCAGAUUGUUUCAGUAAGCUAUUUCUUAGCAGGAAAAUUUGCCCCCUUCAGUUAGCCAGUGAAGCCUGAAGAGCAGCUCUCUUCUCCAGUUGGAUAGAUCAUCUCUUCACUGCGUAGUGGUUUAGUCUGUAGCAUGGCUGGGUUUGCUUUGUAGGGUGCAUCUUUAUAUUCCCUGGUGGAAAGUUAAAAUAAGAGACUAAUUCAGCUUCUGAGCAGCACAGGAAUCUUCCUUCUGCUUCCAGGGGCCUGAACUACUCCUGGGAACUGCUUAAUCUCUACCUUGCCAGAGAUUUCACUAGAGAUGCAAGAUAAGAGCAAGGGAAACUUAUCCAGUUUGUUCAUCAAGUCAGUCUGACAGCAUUUCUGUUUGAGCUCAUGUGAGCAAAUUGUUGAAUUACGGAGCUUGGGGUCAACUUCAGAGCUGAAGUCAAUUCACUUUAUUCACCGUUUCUCCUGCUUACUGUUGUGUAGGAUUUUUGGCGCUUGUUACAGAAUGUAUUGUCUUUGGGCUGCCAGCACGUUGUCAGUCUAGCUGAGGGGAGGGAUGGGGUGUCGAUCUAGUGCACUCGGAGGAAAAAGGGAGAACGUGGAAAAUGACCUGAGGAGUGUGUGGGAAGCUGAGCUUCCUAGGCUUCAGUCGCUGUAUAUCUUUAAACCUUUUAGACCUGAAUGAUCUGUCAGAGGUGCUGGCAGGAGAGAUGAUGGUGUUACUUGCUUUGUUUUACUUCAGCUAUAAUGUAUUGGCUAAAAGCUGCCCAAGUCAAAUUUGUUCAGAUGGUGUUAUGGAGUGGGAUUCUUAUGAACAAAAAGUGAGAAUUGGUCAAGUUCCUGUCACUGCUUUGCCUACUUACCUGCAUAUUUAUGGUUUCGGAAGUUCUUCCUCCGAAUUAGUUACCCACUAGACCAAAGAGUGUAUUUCACAACUGUUUUUGGUAGCUGGCAGUAGUGAGGGAAGAGUGUCAUGCCCAGGGAAGGGGAGGUCUGUGUCUUUCCAGCAGCCAUGCUGGGGCCCAGCUUCUGCCCGUGCAAAUCUGAGCUGAGAAAGCCCUUCUCUGCAUGUUUUGCUGGCUGCGGAGACUGUCAUUUUUCCUGUCCCCUCCCUGGGCUGAUCAGUCAUGGCUAUCGUAGAUGAGAGUUAGCUUGUGUCUAGACUAGAGACAUUUGCUAGUAUUAGUUCCACUUAUUCCCUGAGACAGUUGAAACCCAACUCCUUGGUGGAUAUAGUUGGUUGGUUGCUGUUGUGUUAAGUCAAGUUCAAAGCAGAUUAUGUUUUAGCAGGACUGAGUGGGGUGGACGUUACAGCCUGGAGCCUGUUAGCGCCUACACAGCAAUAGGAAGCCACUGCCUUCACCUGGCAAACAAGUAAUGUUAACUUUGGCGUAGAGGAUCUGCUGGCAUCAGAGUAGGCAGCGAGAGUUUGUGGGGUGGCAACCAUGAAAGAAUCUCCAGCUCUUGGGAAGGAUGUUUAAUUAUGAUUAACCACAACAAAUGACCUGUUUUGGGAGGAGCAUUAAUCAUGAGCAACCACAGCAAAUGUCUUGGGAAUGUGGAGGGGCAAGGUCUGUGUGGUUGAAAGAAGAACGCUUCUGCUGCCAUGAAUCCCCUCCAGCAUCGCCAAAGGCACUUAAGCAAUCUUGUGUAGUUAUUUCAGAAUUAGUAAAGGUGCUGUAAGCUGGAGCUCAAGAGGCUUCUUGCUGCGAUCGUCUUCAGAAGGCCUUGUGUCAUGCCGUUGCGAUGGGGAAACUUUUGUUGUGCUGAAAGAGCAGGUAGUUACUUGUGACAAGGCAGAACUGCCCAGAAAUGUGUUUCCCAUCCUGAACUUCAGAGGUGCUCAGGAUGAAAGUGUCUGAAGAGGCUGAUAGUUAUUCCCGGGCAGACUGUAGAGUGUUGAGCUGAAACUGUGUGUAGUGUAAACCCAGGUGCCUUGAAACGUUACUUUUGUCUCAUUUUCUGUAUGAAGCAACCUCCUCUGGCAUUUUCUUGAAACUCUGACAGUUCCCAUCUGUUUCCUAUGUCGCUGAGCACAGAUACUUAAAAGGAAGAUGCGCUGCUGCCAGAGUGAGCAGCAGAAAUUGCUCUACUGGCGAAUACCAACUUGUGUAAGCUGCUAGUGCUAGUCGGUGUGCCGCUCUGCACAGUUGGGAGUGCUUGGUAAGCGUGCGGGUGCCAUCUAGCCGCUGCUUUGCAGAAUGCGACUGACCCGCAUGAGAACACUCUUCUAAACAUAAAUGAGGCAUCUGAUGCUAUAGGCAAGUGGAUUCCUGUCUUACAUAGCCAUUACCUCUCUUGGUAGUGAUGAGAAGAAAUCAUCGAAUCAGUUGCUUUCCCACCAGUGAAUGUAUAAUCUAUUCAGCAAUAAGAAAAGCAAAACUGGAGGAAAAACAUAACAAGACUUACAGGCAGGCCAGCAUUAGCAUGCCUAAGACAGUUUCGAAAUGAAGUUGUUUGCUUUGCCAAAGAGAGUCUUUGCCCAGAAAAGCAUGCUGCAGAAAACAAAUCCCUACAAGAGGGCGACCUGGCUCUAGAAAAGAGUUGAUUGUAAUCCAGAAAGUCAGGGACUUCUGGACUCUUGCCCCCACUUCGGCCACUUCCUUAGGGUUCCUCUUCUCUUUGAUGCCUUCUGUGAAGUCUCUUCCCUUUGAGGCUGAGAUGAUGGCUUUGGUAAACAUGGUUUAAUAGAUCACUUUCUUCCUUCUGGUUUGUGUGUUCCGAUGCUUUGGAUCGAAGCUACUCAAGCCAUUGGGCUAGGAAGAAAUUCAGAUGGGAUCCACUCCUUGUCAAGUGGAUGGUCUGGUCUGUUCCUAGCCAGCCGCUCAAAGGAGCCACUUUGUGUCGGUUUGAGCAAGAGACGGGGUAUCUGUAUAGAGAGCCUCUCUGGGAUCAUGUGUGGAAAGAGGAAAGAGAUUAUA